AUGGUGAUCACAUUGAUACCUCCAAUCUGGACUGAUCGUGACGAUUGUUUUCGUUGCCAUACAUCAUUCACAGCAUUCACACGAAAACAUCAUUGUCGUGCUUGUGGUGAAACGUUUUGUGCCUCAUGUUCAUCCAGACAAUGUCCUCUAUUGGAAUAUGGAAUCUCGGAUGAAGUUCGCGUUUGUAUCACUUGUUACGAUCGAAUUAAAACCACGGGUAGUAUCCGUCCGAAAACAUAUGUAAAUACGACUACUCAGGAGAAAAGUCAAGCUGAACUCGAUGAAGAACAAGCUCUUCGAAUAGCCAUCUCGUUAUCUCAGAAAGAAGCUGACGAAAAAGAACGUCAAAAGAAAUUAUUAACGCAACAGUACGCAACGUCAACUAUUCAAUAUCCACCGACACCAGCCGGUUCGGCACCGAUCGCUGAUGAUCAAGUGCAAAAUUAUUGGGAAACACAAACUAGACAAGAUCUGAUUACCAUCAAACCAUUGAACAAAGAUCCAUCGGUGCAAUAUGUUCGUGAUGAUGAAAUUGAUGCUUUCGUGAAUACUGUCAAUGAACAUAUUAACAAUAUUAAAUUUCGUAUGCUUAGUAAUCAACAACGUGGAAGAAAUAUAGCGAAUGAUACUGUUGUGCAAUCAGUUUUUCUUCUCCUACAAAAUAUGUAUCCGGAAUUCCAACGAUUGGUAAAAUCGCUCGAUGAUAAACAAGCAUAUUAUGAAAGUUUACAAGAUAAAUUAAGCCAAUUGAAAGAUGCACGUGAAGCAUUAAAUGCUCUACGUGAAGAACAUUUGGAGAAUAAAAGACGGCAAGAUCUAGAACGUGAACGACAACGGCAAAUGCAACUGGCUGCAAAACUUGAUGAUAUGCGUCAAAAGAAGCAUGCGUACCUGGAAUAUCAAAGGCAACUCCAUCUACAACGCUUGGCGGAACAAGAAGCUGAAAUGCAAGCAAGAUUAGAGCAACAGAGACGCUUUGCUCAACAACGUGAACAACAGAAUCAAAUGUCUUUUCCAUCAUUGCCAUCUGCUGGUUACUACCCUCCAUCUGUUCCACAAUUCUCCAUGGGACAACUGUCGACGAAUCUUCCAACAGUGGUACCAACAACAGUUUUAUCAUCACAACCAACUGUCUAUUCUCAACAAUAUCUAGCACAGCAUCCAACUACACCAGCAUCUAUACCAACUGAACAAAUAUUGAUCUCAUUCGACUGA
Messenger RNA from Adineta ricciae, 1215 nucleotides. The record is from the annotation of a GenBank genome assembly. NCBI's taxonomy places the organism in Eukaryota, Metazoa, Rotifera, Eurotatoria, Adinetida, Adinetidae.